GGCGGUGCGAGUUGUGGCUGCCUCUGCAUACUACUGAGCUCACGCCUUCUCGUCAGGCCCUCGGGAUGGCAGUCUUGUUGAUCACAGCGUUAGAUAAUACUGAAUUUGGGAAGCAGGGAUGGAAAUAGUCCGCGGAGUGGAGCGCGUGUGUAGCAACAAGAAGUGUCAAGUGUUACUGAGAACAAAGCACUCGCAGGAAUCUUACCUUCUCAAAACGUCAUCUGGCUGUGCUAAGACUUUUACAAGAAUGGCACUUGGUACACACAUACAGCAAAACUACACCAAAGUCUUCAGGGAAGCGGUGAGAGGAUGGAUCAACUUUUACGUCAAAUGCAGUGUUGGAAAUUCAUUCAGAAACCAACUUGGCAUUCACCUUGAAAAAAAAAGUCAGCAACCCCGGGUAAGGUGGAUGAAGGGAAACACAGGAAUCCCAAAAUGAGCCUCAACUACAACACUGUUUCGGAGUUAUUGAAGGCAAGAGCAAGAAAAUUCUUCAGCAGAAAGACAUUGAACCAGCGCAUCCCAAUAACACAAUGGCUGCCCAAAUACGACCUAGAGUGUCUGGAGGGCGAUAUGAUGGCUGGCCUGACAGUGGGUCUCACUGUCAUCCCUCAGGGCAUUGCCUAUGCAGGUAUUGCCAGCCUCCCACCCAAUUAUGGUCUUUAUUCUGCAUUCAUGGGGUGCUUCGUCUACAUGUUCCUGGGCAGCAGCAAGGACAUCACCAUUGGGCCCACAGCCAUCAUGUCCAUCAUGACGCACCAGUACUCUGUCAACGGCAACCCAGACUAUGCCAUCCUCUUGUGCUUCCUCAGUGGCCUCAUCAUAUUUGCUUCAGGCCUUUGUAACAUGGGAUUCCUCAUCACCUUCAUAUCAAAGCCAGUCAUAUCAGGGUUUACCUCAGCUGCUGCCAUAUCCAUAGCCUCAUCACAACUCAAAUCACUGUUUGGCCUAAGCUAUGACAGUGAAACAGUAAUAGAGGACUGGUCAGAGCUUUUCAAAAACAUUGGCUACAGUAGAUGGCAAGACUUGACACUUGGGUUGUGUUGUAUGGUGGUCUUGCUUCUGAUGAGGAAAAUAAAAGAUCUGAGGGCGGCGAAGCCUCAGGCAGGUGAUAGCUCAGGUAUGCGGAUUGCCAGGAAGGCAUUGUUCUUGACCUCAGUGGGUCGCAAUGCCUUGAUUGUCAUUGUGGCUGCUAUCAUUGCUUUUGCUGCUGGACACGAUAUCUUCACUUUAACAGGAGAGAUUGAGGCUGGCUUGCCAGAGUUCAAGCCACCACCAUUCUCCACACACGGGGACAAUGGAACCUACGUUGGCUUUAGUGACAUGAUAGCCAAUGUGGGUUCAGGGGUCAUCAUCAUUCCAUUAAUCUCAAUCUUGGAGAGCAUUGCUAUUGCCAGUGCCUUUUCUGGGGGCAAGACCAUUGAUGCCACACAGGAAAUGUAUGCACUUGGCAUGUGCAAUAUUAUAGGGUCAUUUGUGCAGUCAAUGCCAGUGACUGGGUCUUUCUCCCGUACUGCCGUAAACUCCACCAGUGGUGUUAAAACUCCAGCUGGAGGAAUAGCAACGGGCCUUCUAGUGGUCUUGGCACUUGCCUUCCUGACACCCUAUUUCAAAUACAUUCCAAAAGCCACACUGGCUGCUGUGAUCAUCUGUGCUGUGAUAUUCAUGGUGGAAUAUGAGAUAGUGAAGCCCAUAUGGAAGGCACAACGUCUUGACCAGCUGCCUCUUUGGGGCACCUUCUUUACUUGCCUCUUUUGGAAGCUAGAAUUUGGGAUUCUAGUUGGUGUUGGCAUCAAUCUGCUCAUUCUCCUCUAUGGGAUUGCACGACCAAAGGUUUCUGUCAGCACCGUGCUUAGAGAGGAAGGUAAUGAGCCUCAGUAUGUGGUAGUGGAGCCAAGGAGUGGUCUGUUCUUCCCCUCUGUUGACCAUGUGCGGAAUCAGGUGUCCAAAGCAAGUAUGGGGCCGGCCCAGGGCAGUGUGAUGGUGGUGAUGGACUGCAGCCACUUUACUGGGGUGGAUUAUUCAGCAGUAAAGGGUAUGAAGAGCUUGUGUAAUGAUUUUGAGAAGCGACAUCAGCCUCUCAUCUUCACGAACGUAACACCAGGGGUGCAACGGGGACUCUGCUCCCUCAUCGACAACAUUGUCAUCGCCCAGUCCCCAGACCAGUUUGAGGCUGCCUAUAAAAAUUCAAGUGCCACUAGCACACUCAACCAUCAUAGGGAAGAUGGGGCCAUGGGUGGGGUCAGCAGGCAUGGAGAGGACCCAGAGAGUCUAGACCCACUUCUGCAGUCCGCCACAGGCCCAAGACCCGUGGUGGUUGUAUGCAACUCGUAAAUGAACCAUUCACUUUUGGAAAGGUGCUCUGAUGUAAAGCGAUAUAAAUUUAAGAUCAAGUGGGCAGCAGCACUUGCUUUGAAUCCAGUUUUUGAUUUGCAUACCAUUUUUGGGGGAAGCUUUUCCCUUGAUAUUAGUUUGAUCUUGUGCAUACACAUGUGUGUCUUUUCCUAGUUGUAGUGUGCAGGGCCUGAGGUACACCCAUGUGGUCCUGGCUGUAUAUCUAUAUCUGUCCAGUUUUUCCUUAAAAUUCUGCACACUCUUUGCCUCUACCACUUCUUUAAAUUUAUUCCAGGUAUUUAUAAAUCUAUAGGGAAAACUAUUUUGUGUUGUUAAGACACAUUCCCUUUCUCAAGUUUUUUUAUGACCUCUUAACUCUGUCUUCACUUCCUCUUUUCAAAAACAAGCCUUUAUUAUCUGAUUCAUCAAGAUCAUUCAUGAGUUUUUAAUAUAAACUCAUGCCUUGAGGACCUUGAGGAAUCAGAUAGUAAGAGAAGAGGUAACCUAAUUACAUUAUAAUAACUUUGUAUGAUGCAAUUAGGUUACCUCCCUUACUUCCUCCAAUGUUAACAAUUGCAUUUCUCUUUAUCUUUCUUCAGAUGUUAAGUCCUCUAGAUCUAUAGUCCAUUCUCUUAAGUUGGAUCCCUGGCUCCUAGCCAAGUAAGUAAGGAUGUUGCUGGUCAGAUGUUGGUGGGUUUUCUCACUCCCACUUGGCCUGUUUCUUCUCCAUUUCCUUCAUCCUCUCUAGCAUUUUUCAAUUGUCUCCUUAGAGCUGCUUACCUCUUCAUGCAUUCCUCUCACUUUGAGCUUCACCUUAUCCUCUGACUGUUCUCCUUAGUCACAGCAUUAUUCUAGAGUAGGCAACUUCAUCAGCCACAAGCUACUGAAUAGAGAACCCAGCAUAGCAAAUGAUGCCUCAGCCAUUAUUUACUUCUUGCUGAUUCACUAUUUCUGAAUUUCACAAUUGGUUUUCCCUUAAUUCAGAGACAGGACUUACUUAAGCAGCCCAUGCCUUCUAUACUACACUAGGCUUUUCUGGAAGUGGUGCAAAGUAUCCAUUGAAUCAAACGAACGGGUAUGUCCUUAUAUUGUGAGCGCCGAGUGUGUCCAUAUGUGCGUGUGUGUGUGUGUAAUUCACCUCUUGGUCUGCUGCGGGUCUCUCUCGAGACAGCCAGCUGUUCCCCUACGGAAGAGCACAGAGCUUGCAGUACCGUGUGUGUGUGUGUGUGUGUGUGUAUGGAGAGAGAACUUGCUAAUGGUAUCACAGUAUGUCAUGUUUAUACAGUAUAGUUAUUUUCAUUGCAGCAUUGCCUCUUAAGCACACUGCAUUCUUUUAACUAAAAAUAAGAGAAUUCAGGAGCAAGAAGAAAUUUUUAUAUUGAUGGCAGUCAGUUUUUUUUAUGUGAAAACUACAUUCUUGUAUACAAAUAAGAACCAGAUUCAUAAAAAAAAAUCAAUAGGAUCAUCUCUCUUGGCAUCUAUGGUCAUAUUCCUUAUGUUAUGCAGGCUAGCAGUAACGAAGUGAAAUUGAGUUUCUAAAAAGCUACUUGAUUCUAUGGCUGCAUAAAUGUUAGUGUGCCAAAUUAAGAAAAACUACUUAAUUCAUGACUGUGAUGUCACUGCAAGUCCUGUAUAGAAAUUCACAUCUCACUUAUUGGAUACUUAUCAAUAUGUUCUGAAGUCCAAAAUUUCAAGUGUGAUAAAUGAAACAUUAAAUCAUGCUUUAGAUACUCUAAAGAACUGGUAACAACCAUAGAUGUUCAGAAAUUCAAUUAAAACAAACAUGUGGUCAAUGGUUGCCUUUCUUACUACUCACAUCCAACCCUAACAAAGGGAAACUUUUAAAAAUUUAGUUAUGAAAUAUUUGGGUUAGCAAACUUGAGUUAACAGAAGUUAAAUGUUAAUUAGUUAAUUAGUCCAAUAAUGAUUUUCAAAGUUAACUUUAACUCUUUCAUUGCUAAACGCUCGCAGUGAGCAUUAGGCAUAUUUGCUGGUGGUGCUAAACGCUCGCUGUGAGCUCCACCCGCACUCAAAUCUCCCGUGUAUGAAAGCUCAAAAUAGCGUGGGGCUAUACGGGUUAAGGAAAACCUGCAUGGCAGUGUAGUAGCAGAUGUUUUAGUGUACAAAUAACUAUCGUCAGUCCAACCUAACUUCAAAAUUUCAUGUCAGACAGUCAUAGUUUGGGGUAUUACUACCAAACUGCCAAGCUUUGUAGCUUUCCAGCUCAAGGCUGGUCAUAACAAACAAUUUAGCCACUGUAAGCAGUAACUGGUGGAUGUCAUGUGAGUUAUGGUUGGCAUUCUGUAAAUGUUUAAAGUCAUUUGUUGCAUUAAAUUAUUUUUGUCUUGUCUGUGCUAAGGCAGCAGUGCUGCUGCCUGUGUAGUCCUACCCCUCGUCCAGUCUGAGUAUCAUAUACACAGGUAAAAUAUAUAUAAUACUACAAGCUCCUUGGGUUGAAAGGAAGGAUCCAGUGUUGACUGCCAAGAUUGAUUUAUUGUGCUGAGGUUAUGAUACGUCCACACAGCGGCCCCAACACAUUCCUGAAUACCUGUGCUAUUGCCUGUUCAAUCUUACAACUUAACGAGCGUGAUUGCCGGCACGAAACACUAAUAUAUUGUAAUCCUACACACUGCUGGUUACAGAAAUUACUGAAAUUACUAACCACUGAUAGAUGUUAAUAGUAUGUAAGUGCAGUCAUCAUGAUCAGGAGCAAUGAAACUAAAAUUGCCAUUUGUGCACAGUAGAAUAAAAGCAAAUUUAUAAAUGGUAUAAGGGAAAUUAAGCCAACUGUUCAUCUGCAUACCUGUCAGUAAUGCAAGAUAAAAAUGAAUUAAAGUUAUCAGUUCCAAGUCAAAUAUAUUUAUGUUGCCAAAGUAACCCAGCCAUCAGGCCAACUUUUGCAUAAUGAUCUAGUGUGGCAUAAUUUUCCUGAUGAUAUUUAUGUAUAGAUCUAAGUUACACCUUUGUAGUAAGUCAAUCCUGUUAAAGCUAGGGAUGGACACUUUAUUUAGGAUUUAUUGCCUCACAAUGUGAGAUAAUUUUUGUGAAUGUCUUCCCCUAGAUGGGACAAUUAUACAAACACUUCUUUAUCAUGAUUAAGGGCUUGAAUGCAUUUCAAAGACAACUUUCUUCAGUGCACAGUGCAGGUAGUUUUUCUAAUUUGCAAGAAUAUAGUCAAUAUAUUGCAUUGCAAAGAGCAAACUCACCAAGCAAGAACUGUGUGUUCAUGGGUGUAUGGUUGACACUUCUCCUGGUGCUCAUCUUUUUCUCAGUUUUUCCUUCCUCCCUCCCUUAUGCCUCAAUGGAUUCACACUCCCCCAUUGCCCUAUUCCACCUGGUGAUGUAGUUUCCUUGCUUGCUUCUCUUCCCUUCCCUUUCCCCACAUUUUAUAAAAGGGGCAAGAGAAACGGGUGUCAGAGAGAAAGAAAGAGAAAAUAUAGCAAAAUGCACAGCGCUAAGUCCAAUACAUGUGCAUUGUAUUUUUUUAAUGUGUCCUAAAAGUUGUUGACUAAAGCUGGUGCUCAUCCUACAUAUUUUACACUCUUCACAAAACCAGUUGUCCUAAAACUUGAAACUAUGCAAUACCAACACCUUAGAUGCACAUCAUGCCACUCACAUUGCCCUACAUCAAUCAGCAGUAAAGUAAGCUCGUGUGGUCUUGUCAAUCACCUCAGAAUAUCAGGCAUCAACAUUUACUUUUGGUUGUUUCUGACUGCAAGUUAUCGUAAACAGUCACGUCGCUCCAUUGUAGAUGGUCAGGCUAAUUUACACUGUCACUUGUGUUGCGUCAUGUUGCUUGAUCUCCACUAUGUUCCUGGCCUCAUUCUCAAUGAGUGUAACUCCUGCAAAUGUUAAGGGACAGCUGUACUUGGUAUUUGGGCAACAAAGACCACUAGCAUGACAAGCUAACAAGAGGUAUAUAAUAAAUUUUUUCAUCUACUAUAUGUUAUUUACACAAGAUAAGAAAGAAAAGAUAACUACUUGAGUUAUUAAACUGUAAUAUUAAGGACUUUUUCACUAGUACAUUGCAAUAAACGAACUUACUCCAUGAAGUAAUUAUAAGCACAUUUGAAAUACAUAAUUAACUAUAUUAUCAAACAAAAAAGUAAUAAAAAGUUGCCUUGAAGAAUUCCCAGUUUCUAAAACUAAAAUCACAUUUAUUUAUUUAUUAUUAUUAUUAUUAUUAUUAUUACUAUUAUUAUUAUUAUUUUUUACAUCAAAGGAUGCGGCUCAAGGGCAACAUCAGUGCUAGACGGUAGCAUGCAUACCAUUCCACAUUUUUCCAGUUGUCACCAAGACUUGCUGAGACAUCACAUAGUGAAGAUGUGAUCUUUAUAAAAUUGUUGUGCAUAAAGAACUUGAUCAAGCUUAUUACUUCUAAUAAUUUGAAGUGGCAGAAAAUAGCUACCAAUAAAGAGAAUAAUGCACACCAAACCUCAAAGAUCCUCAUUUACAUUCUGACCAAAUUGUGCACAUUUUUCCUUAGAUUAUAGGCCAAUAUGUAGGUAAUACAUAUACAGUGAAAGUUUGUUAAUCCACACAGCAGCAAACCAGCUCACACCAUCACUGCAGAAUUACUUAAAGUAUUGGAUGGUGCCCCUAAUCACAAGUGUGCAAAUACAUAAAGAUUAAUAUCAAACAUUAAUAUGGGUAGUCUAUUUAUUACUCUAGAUGCAUAAACUUACCUUUUUUUAUGUAUAAUUUUAGUCAUGUUGAUACAGACAAUAAUAUAAUUAUCAUGUACUAUUUAUGUACACAUAUCAGGUUCUGUUGGUAUGGGUAACAUAAUGGGCUUCCAAAGUCAGUACAAAGAGUGAAAUCUAUGUAAAAUGAAAGGAACCAUGGAGAUCAAACUGUUCUGUUUUCAUUACUGUCUGAAUCUAUGCAAAAAAUAUAUACGAACAAUAAAGUUAUAAAAAAAUGGAACUAAUUGUCUGCAUUCAAAAAAUUGUUGAAUUCAGUUAUUUUUGUAUAAAACUUCAUGCAUUCUUUUUUUUCAGAUAGCAAUUUCCUGAAUUUAGAUAGUUACACUUUUCAGAUUAUACCUUCAAGAAUUCUGAAAAUUGAGAUUUCAAGACAAGUAGAACAGUCAAAUGAACUUUUAGCAAAUAAUUCUUGUUGCUAUUCACAAUGAUAGUCAAAUGUUCCACAUUACUAUGGUGCUUUGAAAACUGCUGAAUAUUUACAAGAAAACCUGGCAAAGUAAAGGCAGCAGGAAAUGUGGCUUUGGAGAAAAUCUUGUGACUGAUUCUUUAGUGACCCUAAGGCUGGUUUUAUGGUACCAUAUGAUUAGUCAAGAAUAUUGAUGAUUUUGAAGUGUAAGAGUGCACUGAGGUUAUCUUCCCAAUAAAAUUUGUAUAUCUUAUGCCAAUGA
This is a messenger RNA of Eriocheir sinensis (Chinese mitten crab), 7708 nucleotides long. RefSeq names its product sodium-independent sulfate anion transporter-like. The transcript has 13 exons. Bases 436 to 2334 code for a protein of 632 amino acids. Gene Ontology annotation, molecular function: secondary active sulfate transmembrane transporter activity. Gene Ontology annotation, biological process: transmembrane transport. Gene Ontology annotation, cellular component: membrane. The record is from RefSeq and is a predicted model, not a curated record. Lineage: Eukaryota; Metazoa; Arthropoda; Malacostraca; Decapoda; Varunidae.